Messenger RNA from Aureobasidium pullulans EXF-150, 1086 nucleotides. RefSeq lists its product as uncharacterized. Bases 1 to 1086 code for a protein of 361 amino acids. The transcript has a single exon. The record is from RefSeq and is a predicted model, not a curated record. Lineage: Eukaryota; Fungi; Ascomycota; Dothideomycetes; Dothideales; Saccotheciaceae.
AUGAAGGCAGCAAGCAGCAUUCUCCUGGCCUCUGCCGCCUUGAGCACCGCUCAAAUCAUCAAAAAUGGAAAUGGAACCUACACAUGUGCUCUUCCUUCAGGAGCGUAUUGUGUUUCGGCAUCUCUCGAGAGCAAUAUGAUCAUUCGCUGCAACAAUGGCAUCGGUUAUGCCAGCAGUUGCGAUGAUCGUCUGUAUGACAAAGCUCCUCUUGGCUCCUCUUACUCUCCCUGCUGGCAGGCAUCUGCUAGAUCUGGAAAUGCACAAUGCUCCAAGAACGGAAUUAUUUAUCCAGAUGGCAACAACACCACACCUUAUCCCGUGCCGAACUACCAGACUAUCAGCGCCAGCAUCUCUAGUGCCGCUACAGCCACCACACAAGCAACCAAAUGGCCUUACGUCGCCAACUUCACAACAAGCACCACCACAUCCACAAGCACAAAUACGCACACUACCACCGUCUAUCUCUCGGCUAUCGGAUAUGGUGCAUACUCAAACUCAUCAUCUCCUUACUACAACAAUGCAACUGCAGACGGCAAUCUCGCUGCCGCCGCCGCUACGACCACCUCAGCAUCUGUGCCAUACCUGCCAUACUUCCCAGCACCGGUUGUACCCACAUCCACUCAAUACACCACCGAUAUCGUUUACAGCUACACGACGAUUUGUCCCGCUGGCGCCACAGUCACUGACUCUGCGGGCUCAGAAGCAGUACUCGCAACGCCCUCAACCAUCACCUUGACCACCACUUCUCGCAGCACUGUCACUGCAACUGCAAUUGUCUCGUUGCAUUCACCAAUCUUUGCAUUCGACGCUUCGAGUACUACCGAAGCCGCAAGUGUGUACGCUCCUAUCGCCACUGCUGUAGCUGCUGCUCCUUAUGUCUGGAACAAUGCUACCUGGGGUAAUGUGACCACUUUGUCCUCGGUAGCCAGUGGCGCACCCGUUGCUGUUGUAGCUCCUGCAGCUUCUGCUUCUGCCUCGGCUUCCUACCCGGCAUGGAACGGCACUGUGGUUCCAUACACCGGUGCUGCUAGCAAGACCGGUGUCUCCUUGGUUGCUGCCAUUGCUGCAGUGGUCGCUUUGCUCUAA